UGUCCUGUGUCACAGUGUUAUGGUUCCCACCGUGUACAGACCUCACGUGAAGCGCGGUGAUAACCGUUUAUGAACUGUAAUUUUCUCAUAUUUUGUCACAUAUUUUUCAGCAUGCAUCUAACGCAUGAGCUAGAGCUGUUCCCCGACCACAGAGUGACUCAAAUGCUUUUCAAAGAAGUCAAAAAUGCCGCAGGGUUGAGACAAAGUGCCGUGGAGGGUAAAAUAAAUGGUGCCUUGAUCAACCCUACAAUGCUGGUGAAUCCUUUCCAAGUGCUGGUAGCUGCCAAUAAAGCUGUUCACUUACAGAAAUCUGGGAAAAUGAAGACAAGAAGUCUGUACUCAGAGAUUAUCUUCAACCUGUCACCUACUAAUAAUAUCUCAGAGGCCUUCAAAAGGUUUGGGAUCUCAGAUGGCGACGACUCUGUAAUGGUGGUUGUGGUUCACAACAAAGACGAGUCACAGCUUCUGGCAGACAUCACAGCCAAGGUGGAAGGACGGCAGAUUCCAGUGGAAGAUGUUUCCUCGCUGUCAGACUCUGCAAAGAUCAAAAAGCUGUAUAAAGUCACUACCCAGGAGGAGAAGUGUGGGACUCUACUGGAUGCAGUUGUAUGCAGAAUGGCCACCAAGGAUGUCAUGUAGCAACAAGAAAUAAGUUCAACUGUUCAACUUUGUUGCAUUUUUCCCAUAUGAGAUGUCAAGAAGGUUUUUACUUAAUAAUGUUGCACCACAUUGUAAAGUGCCAAGCUUGCAAAUAUUGUCCUUCUUGCACUCAACUUGAAAUCUGUGUCAAGUCUCCCACUUUAACUAAAUAUCUUAUUUUUCAAAGUC
Messenger RNA from Seriola aureovittata, 828 nucleotides. It is a transcript of the gene tprkb, whose product is annotated as Tp53rk binding protein. Gene Ontology annotation, biological process: tRNA threonylcarbamoyladenosine modification; telomere maintenance via recombination. NCBI's taxonomy places the organism in Eukaryota, Metazoa, Chordata, Actinopteri, Carangiformes, Carangidae. The transcript has 4 exons. The coding region runs from base 70 to 639 and encodes 189 amino acids. The record is from RefSeq and is a predicted model, not a curated record. Gene Ontology annotation, cellular component: nucleus; cytosol; EKC/KEOPS complex.